This is a messenger RNA of Parnassius mnemosyne (clouded apollo), 3771 nucleotides long. NCBI's taxonomy places the organism in Eukaryota, Metazoa, Arthropoda, Insecta, Lepidoptera, Papilionidae. The record is from the annotation of a GenBank genome assembly.
AUGCCUAAGAGAGCCAGGUCUCAACUUUCUAAACAUAGUUCUCAAGCACGGGUAGCAAAAAUACGUCGUAUGGGAGAAUCUUCACCUGAACGUUCACAACGCCUUGCUGAACAAAAUCAGAGAAACUCUCAGGUACGCGCACGAGAGUCGAGUGUCGAACGUUCACAACGCCUUGCAAAACAAAAUCUGAGAACCUCUGAGUUACGUGCACGAGAGUCGAGGCUGGAGCGUUCCCAACGUCUUCAUGAACAAAAUGUAAGAACCUCUGACUUACGCCAACGAGAGUCGAGUGUCGAGCGUUCGCAACGCCUUGCCGUACAAAGCUUGAGAACCUCUGAGCUACGCGCUCAAGAGUCGAGGCUGGAGCGUUCCCAACGUCUUCAUGAACAAAAUGUAAGGACCUCUGACUUACGCGAACGAGAGUCGAGUGUCGAGCGUUCGCAACGCCUUGCCGUACAAAGCUUGAGAACCUCUGAGCUACGCGCUCAAGAGUCGAGCCUGGAGCGUUCCCAACGUCUUCAUGAACAAAAUAUAAGGACCUCUCAGUUGCGCGAAAGAGAGUCGAGUGUCGAGCGUUUGCAGCGACUUAGAGCUCAGGCAGAGAGACAGCAGUUGUCCACAAAUAGAGUUCACAAUCGAAUUUUAGCUAACAGCAACAGACUGGCUUUCAGAUAUGAUCCGCAGUUUGAUUAUGCACAACAAGCGUCCGUCCAAAUCGGAGUCAUGAAUAAGAUCUGCUCUAACUGCUCUGCCAAGAAAUGGGCGGACGAACCUAAUGGUAUGUGCUGUGCUUCAGGUAAAGUUUGUCUUCCUAACCUGCAGGAGCCGCCACAACCAAUAAAAAAUCUUUUGACUAAUAACCAUCCAUUAUCUGGGCAUUUUUUAACAAACAUACGUAAAUACAAUAGUCUUUUUCAAAUGACUUCGUUUGGCGCAAAAGAAAUCAGGGAAGGAAAUUUUAUGCCCACUUUUAAAAUUGAAGGACAAGUGUAUCAUCUAAUUGGUAGCCUUUUACCACCAUCAGGCCAAAACCCACAGUUCUUGCAAAUAUAUUUUAUUUCGGAUGCAGACCAGUUAUCGUUGCGAUCAAGCAUCGCACCAACCUUAAAAAUGGAUUUAAUUCACGAAUUACAGACCGCUUUAAAUAAUCAUAACGUGUACAUACGAAGUUUUAAACAAAACUUAGAACUUAACUCCUCAGAUAAUUUAAAGUUAAUUAUUCAUUCAGAUCGCACUUCACAGACAGCACACAGAGGCAGAUAUAAUGCUCCUACUGUAAACGAGGUAGCUGUUCUCUUGGUCGAUGAAGACAAAGGUCCCAGGGAUAUAGGCUUACACGGUAGAGACGGGCAGCUCAAAAGAGUUUCUGAGCUACAUCGGUCCUAUGAUCCACUACAGUAUCCUAUAAUGUUUGUGACAGGAGAAGACGGUUAUUAUUUGACUAUCCCUCAGCAGGGUUCUGCGCGUAAUAAAACUGUUUCGUGUAUGCAAUUUUAUGCAUUUAGAUUAAUGAUUAGAACUAACUCUUUUAAUCCGUUACAUUAUUACAGAGACUUAUUUAGUCAAUAUUGUGUUGACAUGAUGGCGAAAAUGAUAUCGGAAAGAUUAAAUUAUAUUUGUCGGAAUCAACAAAGACUGAGGGCUGAUGACUACAUUCAUCUCAGAGAUGCCUUAAAUCAUGACGCAAAUGUUGACCCAUCAAAUAUCGGUCAACAUGUCGUAUUGCCAUCGUCAUUUACGGGUUCUCCGCGUUUCAUGCACGAGAAAACGCAGGACGCGAUGACGUACGUUCGAAAUUAUGGUAGACCUGACUUAUUUGUCACUUUUACAUGUAACCCCGAAUGGCCUGAAAUAAAAGCCGAGCUGCUACCAGGACAACGGUCUUUCGACCGUCAUGACAUAAUUUCACGUGUAUUUCAUUUAAAGAUGAAGAAAUUCAUCAAAUUAUUUGUCAAAGAACAGAUAUUCGGUAAAGUAAAAUGUUAUAUGGCAAGUGUGGAGUGGCAAAAGCGCGGUUUACCUCAUUGUCAUUUGCUGUUCUGGCUAGAAACUAAAAUACAACCAGAUGAGAUCGACAGUUUCAUAGUUGCGGAGCUACCCGAUCAACAAAUUGAUCCGGUACUACACGACAUUAUAACUAAAAAUAUGGUACAUGGACCCUGCGGAGAACAUAAUUUAGCUGCACCAUGCAUGAAGAACGGUGUCUGCACAAAAAAUUACCCUCGCCGUUUCAUGAACGAUACCCAGACCGGAGAGGAUGGGUAUCCAGUUUAUCGUAGGCGCGAUACAGGAAAUGGCGGUCGGAGCACUACGCUACAAAUCAGGGGCAACAUGGUGACGAUAGAUAAUAGGUGGAUUGUUCCAUACUCCCCGCUACUAUGUAAGACUUUUAACACUCAUAUAAACGUGGAGUAUUGCCACUCUGUCCAAGCCAUUAAAUAUAUAUGUAAGUAUAUAAAUAAAGGUUCAGAUCAGGCAACUUUUAGCCUUAGAAACCCACACGAUGAGGUCGAAAACUAUUUAAAUGGCAGGUACAUAAGCACAUCUGAAGCUGUCUGGCGCUUAUUUGAAUUUCCCAUUCACGAGCGGCAUCCUAUUGUAGUGCAUUUGGCCGUUCAUCUAGAGAACGGUCAAAGGGUGUAUUUUACACCAGGGACAGCUCAUCAAGUUGUCCAAAAUCCACGCAAUACCACAUUACUGGCAUUUUUUGCUCUCUGUAAUGAAGAUGAAUUCGCGAAAACUCUUCUGUAUCAUGAAGUCCCGCAAUACUAUACAUGGGCAAAUAAUACAUUCACUAGAAGGAAGCGUGGUGAAGAUGUAGUUGGACAUCCGGGGAUAAAAAAAGAUGCCGCUUUAGGUAGAGUCUACGGGAUACAUCCAUCCCAAUCAGAGUGUUUUUAUCUUAGGAUUCUACUGCACCACGUACGCGGUCCGACCUCAUUUGCAUACCUUAAAACUGUAAACGGUAUUGUCAAAGAGACGUAUCAAGCAGCUUGCCGUGACCGAGGUUUACUUGAAAACGAUGAUCAUUGGGGUAACACUUUAAGCGAAGCUUCGUUAUCACAUUGUCCAAAAAAACUAAGGGAGUUGUUCGUAAUCAUACUUUUAUUUUGUCAACCAUCGGAACCAUUGAAGUUAUGGGAUACUUUCAAAGAUCAGUUCUGUGAAGAUAUUAGACAUCGUAUCAGACAACAAAAUCAGGAUAACACUUCACCCUUCACUGAAGUCAUUUAUAAUGAAGUAUUAAUUGAAAUAGAAAACAAACUUCUAGAACUAAACGACAAAAAUUUAAGUGAUUUUGGAUUACCUUCUCCCGUUCGUACCCAGAAUAAUACUAUUGACACAAUAGUACAACAGUAUAACAGCAAUGAUCUAACAGCGUUUGUUAAUGACAAUGUGCCAAAAUUAGUACCAGAUCAAAGACAUGCUUAUGAGACUAUUGUGGACAGCGUGAACAAUAACAUGGGGAGAUUAUUUUUUUUGGACGCACCAGGAGGCACCGGAAAGACUUUUCUCGCAAAUUUGAUACUUGCUAAGAUACGGCAAUCAGGGAAGAUAGCGAUUGCAGUUGCUUCGUCAGGAAUUGCUGCAACUCUCUUGAACGAAGGAAAAACUGCUCACUCUACGUUUAAACUCCCGCUAUCCGUAUCUUUAGAUCAACGGUCUACGUGCUCUAUUCGGAAAAAUGGGCCUCUUGGUAAGUUGCUGCAAGACGCGUCGUUGGUAAUAUGGCUCAUGGCUCCACAUGAGCUCUAUGACUCAUGGUCAUAG